Messenger RNA from Populus trichocarpa (black cottonwood), 582 nucleotides. RefSeq lists its product as uncharacterized. NCBI's taxonomy places the organism in Eukaryota, Viridiplantae, Streptophyta, Magnoliopsida, Malpighiales, Salicaceae. The record is from RefSeq and is a predicted model, not a curated record. The transcript has 2 exons. Gene Ontology annotation, biological process: mitochondrial respiratory chain complex IV assembly. The coding region runs from base 142 to 372 and encodes 76 amino acids. Gene Ontology annotation, cellular component: mitochondrion.
AAUCCUUCCACGUAUCUGUCCUAGUUUCUCUUUCAUAUAUAUACCGAAACCCUUCUCUCGAUCUGUAUCUGACCGCCCUUUUUGUUAAUCUGAUUGAUCAUCAUUGAAAGCAAGCUUUUCGUACUUGGAAAGAGAAGAAAAAUGUCUUCAUUGGGGACAUCAAAGGGGAUCUUGGAGAUUGCUAAAUUCGGCGUUUAUGUGACCGUUCCCGUUGUUCUUAUGUACGCUUUCGCUAACAAUACAAAGAAUCUCCAGAAAUUCAUGGGAAAUCGUUCAUACAUAGUGUUCCCAUCAAAGAUAGUAAGACCUCCAUCACCAGAGGAGAUGAGGGAAAGGGCUCGAGAAUUGGGUCGCAGGAACGAUACUCAUUGAUGCUGACUGCAAGUCGCCAUUGUAGCCUCACAGUUUUUUUUUGGUUUCCUACCAACAGCAUAUAUGUAAUAUGCAGCUGUAUGCUCUGUGGAUUUUGUUUCAGUAAUUAAAUAAUUUUUCCUGUUUGGAGAAGUAGUAGAUGAAUGCUGUGGAUGAUAUACAAAGACCCACAUAAAACUGACUUAAUGAAGGAUGAAUUUCCUUGCAGUA